Oncorhynchus mykiss (rainbow trout) is the source of this 4175-nucleotide messenger RNA. The record is from RefSeq and is a predicted model, not a curated record. NCBI's taxonomy places the organism in Eukaryota, Metazoa, Chordata, Actinopteri, Salmoniformes, Salmonidae.
AACCUGCCUCUUUAAGAAGACGCUCUCCUGUUGCACGGGGAGGCUGGCCCGGUGUUUUUCCACUAAUGCUCACCCAUUUUAAGAGACAAAGGUCAGAAAGAAAACCUUAUAAAUAAAAUUUACCACCGUAAUUCUCACUAUUCAACACCCGUCCGCCGCACUACACUGAGAAAACAGAUACAUUCUAAAGGAAAUAAAAGGAAUUCAAGUCAAUACAGCAUGGCACAGAAAGAGAAGCUCCAGUGUCUGAAGGACUUCCAUAAGGACACGCUGAAGCCUUCCCCGGGGAAGAGCCCUGGCACCCGGCCCGAGGACGAGGCAGAGGGGAAACCCGUCCAGAGGGAGAAGUGGAACUCCAAACUGGACUUUAUCCUGUCCGUCGCUGGGGGCUUCGUGGGUUUAGGGAACGUUUGGCGUUUCCCAUACCUCUGCUAUAAGAAUGGCGGAGGUGCAUUUCUCAUCCCGUACACUAUCUUCCUCUUUGGCGGCGGUCUCCCUGUGUUCUUCCUGGAGGUGGCCCUGGGACAAUAUACCUCCGAGGGUGGAAUCACCUGCUGGGAAAAGCUUUGCCCCAUCUUUACUGGUAUCGGCUACGCUUCUAUUGUGAUCGUGUCCCUCCUGAACAUCUACUACAUAGUGAUCCUGGCCUGGGGUUUGUACUACCUGUUCCAGUGCUUCCAGCCGGAGCUGCCCUGGGCCAAGUGUAAGAACUCCUGGAACACAGACCGCUGUGUGGAGGACACCGUCCGUAAGAACAAGACCCUGAUGCUGGCCGCUAACAUCACCAACUUCACCUCGCCCGUCACCGAGUUCUGGGAACGUAAUGUCCUCAGCAUCUCCAGUGGCAUCGAUGAGAUCGGGGAGGUCAAGUGGGACCUGGCCCUCUGUCUGCUGGGGGUCUGGGUCAUCUGUUUCUUCUGUAUCUGGAAGGGAGUCAAAUCCACCGGGAAGGUUGUUUACGUCACCGCUACCUUCCCCUUCGUCAUGCUGAUCAUUCUGUUGAUCCGCGGCGUCACUUUGCCAGGAGCAUCUGAAGGAAUCAAGUUCUACCUGUACCCAGACCUGCAACGUCUCAAAGACCCCGAGGUUUGGAUCGAUGCCGGCACUCAGAUCUUCUUCUCCUAUGCCAUCUGUCUGGGAGCUAUGACAUCACUGGGGAGCUACAACAAGUACAAAUACAACUGCUAUAGGGACUGUUUGCUGCUGGGAGGCCUGAACAGCGGUACCAGUUUUGUGUCUGGCUUCGCAAUAUUUUCCGUCCUGGGCUUCAUGGCACAAGAGCAAGGGGUGGACAUUGCCGAUGUGGCAGAGUCAGGUCCUGGCUUGGCCUUCAUUGCCUAUCCUAAAGCUGUGUCUAUGAUGCCGCUGCCAACCUUCUGGGCUAUCCUCUUCUUCAUCAUGCUUCUGCUGCUGGGUCUCGACAGUCAGUUUGUGGAAGUGGAAGGACAGAUCACUUCCUUGGUGGAUCUGUAUCCCUCCUUCCUAAGGAAGGGUUACCGUCGGGAAAUUUUUAUAGCUAUUGUGUGCUCCAUAAGCUAUCUUCUGGGACUUACCAUGGUUACUAGGGGUGGCAUGUAUGUAUUUCAGCUCUUUGACUACUAUGCAGCCAGCGGUGUGUGCCUUUUGUGGGUUGCAUUCUUUGAAUGUAUUGCUGUAGCCUGGGUUUAUGGCGUUGAUAAUUUCUAUGAUGCGAUUGAAGACAUGAUUGGCUACAGACCAAAUCCCUGGAUGAAAUGGAGCUGGUCUGUGAUCACGCCUCUUCUUUGUGUGGGUUGCUUCGUCUUCUCCUUGGUCAAAUAUAAACCUUUGACGUACAACAAGGUCUACGAGUACCCCGACUGGUCCAUCGGUGUGGGCUGGACUCUGGCCCUGGCUUCUAUGAUCUGUAUUCCUAUGGUGGUGGUCAUCAAGAUCAUCCAGUCCGAUGGACCACUCAUAGAGAGGAUCAAGGCUGUGGCGGCUCCGCUAGGAGGUGCUAGCUCCCGUCCAGCCGACCACCGUUCUAAGGGCAAGGCUUGCGAGCUGGCCUUCCCGCUGGACCCCAACGGGAACAACGGCCUGAUCAAGCCCACCCACACUAUUGUAGAAACCAUGAUGUGAGCGCUCUCUGUGAGAGGAAAGAUUCUUUUUUUUUUUUCUUUUCUUUUUUUUUUUAAUACCCCGCUUUCUAUGUUAUUAUACUAUAUUAUCGCUAAACUAGUUGUAGGACCAGGUUUACAUGUAUCUGCACUAGGACGGUUCUUGUUUUUUUGUUUUGUUUUCUACAGAGGAAGUUACAUUAUUGGGUUUCCUGUCUAUGUUUUUAAUAUUUUUUCAUUAAACUAUUGUUAAGAAUAUUAAUGUUAUUAUGAUUGAAGUUAAAAGUAAAAAAAAAAAAAAAAAAAAAUUGAUCUCCAAGUCACAUGGAGCAGCAGUAUCUUAUAAGAACAGAAUCAGACAAUUCCUACUUAUUUUCCCCUGUUGAAUUAUUAGUGGUCUGUCUCUAUUUUGGCGUGGAUACUUUUAAGAAAGAAAAAAAGAAGGCUGUAUAAAACCCGGAAGAACGAAAUGUGUGUCGUGGUUUCAGCUGUAACAUUUGAUCAACCUAGUUGCUCUCAGCUUUAACUAAUGUCUAUAGUAUGAUAAUAUUGUGGAGGUGGUGCCUCUUGUAAUACAGUGAGAUUAGUCGAGUGUGUUUUGUCGUUGAUGUUUGUUGUAAAAUUUACAGCUGAACCUGAACGUACCUCCACUACUAAGCUGAGUUCAGGGUCCAAGAACAUCUCAUCUACAGUUGCGGGCCACUAAAACAAAACAAAAAUGAAACCCUGUACCUGUCUGCUGUACCGGGUUUUGUGACAAACAAUUGCUAGAAGGCACUUGAGCAUCUUGACCCAAUUGUUUUGCCAGUAUAUAUAUAACACUGCAGUGCAACCUAACGUUUUAGUGCCAGCAACUGUACUUGGCUGUGGAGGUACAGACCUGUCCUCCCUGUACGGUGUACUGUGUACAUACAGUCAGCCCAACUCCAUUUUAGACUAGACUAAAAUCGGUGUGGACACUACUGCUACGUACCACCCAUCCAUCCCAGUGCAUACACUAGCUACAUCACACGUGUUUAAAGUCUCUGAUUGAUUAUUUUCACUUAAAUAAUGGAGUGGGUUUUCCUUUUAUUCUUAGUGUUUUAGUCUCUUGUCGUAUUUCUGGCUAUAGAUAGAGGACGUGACAUAGUGGCAAGUCAAUAAGAAGCACAACAGCACACUAUAUAACACAUUUACCAUCUCUGAAGUCUGUCUCAAGAUCACUAUAUUACACAUUUACCAUCUCUGAAGUCUGUCUGUUCCAUGAUUGAUAGGAGCCUAAAGGACCUGCCAUAAUGACAUGAUACAUUAAUGUAUAUUCCCCAUACAGUAACUAUUGAAGUACAACUUAAUUUAUACUCCCCAUACAGUAACUAUUGCUCAUUAAGGAACCAUCCAAAUGCAAGCAAACCUCUUAUCAAUAAGAUCUUUCCAUUGAAUUGCUGUAGGCUAGGUCAGUGAAAUUCUGAUGUAAUUGACUAAUAUACUAACUAAUAAUAUCCACUCCCUGCAGCCUUCUCACACUAAGCUUAGUUUCAAAUAUUACAUUAGCUUUUCAAAGAGGCAGAAACAAUUCAAACAAAAGCCUGUUGAGAUUUGAAGCGUUUAUUCUUCACAAUGCAAAGAUAUUCUUCACAAUGCAAAGAUAUUCUUCACAAUGCAAAGAUAGUCUUCACAAUGCAAAGAUAUUCUUCACAAUGCAAAGAUAGUCUUCACAAUGCAAAGAUAGUCUUCACAAUGCAAAGAUAUUCUUCACAGUGCAAAGAUAUUCUUCACAAUGCAAAGAUAUUCUUCACAAUGCAAAGAUAGUCUUCUUCGAAUGGAAUGUUGAAAUGUGAAACCCCACAUAGUGAAUGGAAACUUUGGUUGAUUUUUAUUUAAAAAUUUUGUUGUAUACAAUUAGAAAAUGUUUUUUUUUUAUUUGACUUUUAUUGUUUUUCUAUCACAUUUUUUUUUUUGCCUUUUGUAUUCAAAAUGUAAAAUGUAAAAAUGACCAGCCCGUCUCCACACUUCCUGAGGAUGUAACGUCAGUUAACAACUUGCUGUUAAUCAACAAAACUGCAAUUUGUAAUGUGCAAUACUUUGUAGAAAGAUAAGUAUGUUUUUCACUCUGUUUUU